AUGGAGGCAAACCUGACCAUGGGCGACAAGUCUAGUCUCUGGCUGCAGGCCAGUCACCAAGCCAAUCGCGCCGCGUAUCGCGCGUACUCGUUCACUUCGUGCGACACAACCGCCCUGGUGGCAGCCGAAGAGGACUAUCAGUCGGCAAAAUCCGUUACCUUUGACCUUCUUGAUUUGGCCAAGACAGACGUAGCUCCAAGGGACUCAAAAUUCGACUUGGUCAUCGCCAAGCGGGAUGCUAUGACUCCCGAACUUUUGGCCAAUGUUGCGCGGAAUUCACGUGCCUUGCUGGCCGAUUCAGGCUCUUUUCUCGCCAUCGAAACGUUCCUUCUCGGGACUGAAAGCACUGACGGUGUCAUCAACGGGCACACGCCGUUUGAGCAUAUCCCAUCAAUCAUUCGCGAGGCAGGUUUCACAGACGUCAUCAAAAUCCCUUGCAACUCUGUUCAAUGGGCCUAUCGCUGCUCGGUGGGCAGCGAGAACAAGGCUACUCCCCGGGGUAGAAUUGAUGUUGCGAGGUUGUCGGAUGCCUGCGAUCCUAUUCUGACAAGAGCACGACUAGGCCUAGAGGUCCUGGGAUGGACUGUCGUGGAACAUGUGUUUCCCUUCUCUCAUCUCCAUCCAGGAUCACCCAUCGUCGUUCUCGACGAGCCCUCCCAUCCCGUGCUGGCCUCUGUCUCACCAGAGCAAUGGGAUGCCAUCAAAGAGGUCACUUGCAACAAACGAUGCCCCCUGCUCUGGGUCACCGUGGGCUCUCAAUUCAGAGUCCAACAGCCCGAUAACGCCCUUGUUCAUGGCUUUUUCCGCAGCAUCCGGGCUGAAGGCCCCAGUCUUCGCCUGACUACACUGGAUGUGGAAGAGGCUGAAAGUCCAACUACGACUGAUGCCAUUGACCGCAUCCUGCGCCGUCUGCACUUGCCGGGGCCCAAAUCCCAGGUCGAUAACGAAUACGUUGAGCGAGGCGGUGUCAUUUAUAUCAGCCGAAUCAUUGUUGAUGACGGCAUCAACAAGGUCCGCACUGACAGGCUCAAUGGGGCAGAUCUGCAGGAGCGGUCGCUCCAUGACUUGUCCACCACCGCCCGUCUACAAGCUGAGCGACUGGGCACUCUCGAGUCUUUCCACUAUGGGGAAGUCUUGGCCACCGAGUUGCCAGUCAGGGAUGGCUGUCUCGAAGUGGAGAUAUACGCGGCCGGACUUAAUUUCAAGGAUGUCGCAGUCACUAUGGGCAUCGUCCCGGAGAACGAACGUCUCCUGGGAGUCGAGGGAGCUGGUUUCGUUAGGCGAGUGGGAAAGGGAGUCCCUUACUCACCUGGAGAUCGCGUCGUUGUCUUUGAAAAGGUUUGCUUUGCCAACCGCAUUCAGGUCAGUAAGGAGAGAGCACAUCUCCUGCCAGAUUCCAUGUCCUUUAAGCACGCUGCUACCCUCUUGGGAGUUUAUCUCACUUCUCUAUACGCUCUGUUCAACCUGGCCAAUUUACGACGCGGCCAGAGUGUGCUAAUCCAAUCUGCUGCUGGGGGUAUCGGUAUAUCCAGCAUUCACCUAGCGACGUACAUCAGUGCCGAAAUCUACGUGACUGUGCGAUCUGAAGAGAAACGUCAGUUCCUCCAUGAGAACUUUGGAAUCCCUUACGAACGCAUGUUCUCUUCGCGGAUGACGCAAUUUGCUGCGGGCAUUUUGGCAGCUACCAAUGGCCGCGGUGUAGACGUUAUUCUGAACUCUCUGACCGGCGAGCUGCUCGAUGAAUCCUGGCGCGUCUGUGCCGACGGAGGCACCAUGGUCGAGAUCGGUAAGAAGGACGUCUUGGACCGCAACAAGCUGUCCAUGGAGCCAUUUGAUCGAAACUGCUCCUUCCGGGCGCUAGACUUUUCCCACAAGGCCAUCACCGAUGCGCUCAUUGCUGAUCUCAUGCAACAACUCUUCGUGCUUUAUGAAGGUGGACAUGUACAUCCGAUCCACCCGAUCAAGGUUUUCCCCUUUGAGGACAUCCCUGCGGCAUUCGCAUACAUGCGCAGCGGGCGCCAUAUCGGUAAGAUGGUGAUCUCCAGCGGGGAGGCUAGCUCGGUGCAGGUUCCUGUACGUCCGGCACCUCGGACGUUUGAUCUCCUCCCUGAUGUUGCGUACUUGAUUGUCGGGGGACUGCGUGGACUAUGUGGAAGUCUUGCCAUCUACAUGGCCCAGCACGGAGCCAAGCAUAUUGUGGCCAUGUCUCGCAGCGGCUGUGGCGAUGAACAGUCGCAGCGCGUGGUGCAGAACUGCUGGUCGUUUGACUGCGAGGUUUACGCAGCCAAGGGAGAUGUAGCGAGCUGGGACGAUGUUCUUCGUACAUUGCAGGUCACCCCGGUCUCCGUCGGAGGGAUCAUCCAGGGAGAUAUGGUGUUAAGAGACAAACCAUAUGAGAUGAUGACGGUGGAGGAAUACCACGCAACUAUCAGUAGCAAGGUUCAGGGGGCGUGGAACAUGCACCAUGCGGCACAGCAUCUGAACCUGUCGCUCGACUUUUUCACCAUGUUAUCCAGCAUCUCCGGCGUUGUGGGCCAGAAGGGACAGGCGAAUUAUGCUGCUGCCAACGUGUUCAUGGACGCCUUUGCCGUCUACCGUCAGUCUCUGGGUCUGCGGCCUAGCUAG
Molecule: messenger RNA, 2625 nt
Organism: Aspergillus pseudoviridinutans
Lineage: Eukaryota; Fungi; Ascomycota; Eurotiomycetes; Eurotiales; Aspergillaceae
Product: putative PKS/NRPS-like protein biosynthetic cluster
Exons: 3
Coding region: 1-2625 (874 amino acids)
Biological process (GO): fatty acid biosynthetic process; secondary metabolite biosynthetic process
Molecular function (GO): oxidoreductase activity; fatty acid synthase activity
Source: RefSeq, a predicted model, not a curated record